This is a messenger RNA of Closterium sp. NIES-67, 2843 nucleotides long. NCBI's taxonomy places the organism in Eukaryota, Viridiplantae, Streptophyta, Zygnematophyceae, Desmidiales, Closteriaceae. The record is from the annotation of a GenBank genome assembly.
GCCUGUGUCCUCCCAUUCGCCCACCAUGCUCAAGGUAAAGGUUCUCUUCUUCGCGCGAGCACGCGAGCUCGUUGGCGCUGCGGAGCAAACCCUAGAGCUGCCCGCGGACGCCGAUUCCCGCGUGCUGCUCGAGCGCCUGCACGACGCGCACCCGCCGCUGCGCGACCUCGCGCAGAGCGUCGUGCUGGCCGUGAACCACGUGUACGUGUCGCCCAGCGACCCGCCGAAGGCUCUUAAAGACGGCGACGAGGUGGCUGUGAUCCCGCCCAUUAGCGGCGGAUAGCUGCCCGCCUGUCGGAACACAGUGCUGCAGGGUCGUUGCUCUCCUCCACACACAUCGCCUCUCACCUCUUCUUGCCUCGUUUCCUAUCGCCUCAUCUCUCACCGUUCUUCUCACGGCCUUUCCCUUCGCAUUCCCCUUCGGCCCUCCUUCCUCCUCCCCUUCCCGCUCCUCGCCUCUCAUCGUCUCCUUGCCGUGGCACAUCGAGCAUCAUCCGCGCCGUCGUACACGUCAGCAUUAGUCUUGAUGUCAACAUCCACGUCAGCGCCUGAUUUACCAGCAGCACCGCCAGCAGCAGCAGCAGCAGCAAAAGCAGAAGCAGCAGAAGCAGAAGCAGCAGGGGGGGUUGGGGGGAGGGCAUGGGAGAACGUGGGCGCAGACGUGCUGCUGGCUGUGCUGCAGCGGGUGGCAACGCGUGAGUGGGCUGUGUGCUGCUGUGUGUGCCGGCACUGGCGUCGCACGGCCAUGGACGCCAGUCUCUGGCAGACAGCAUGCCUCCGGGAGUUCGCCAUCCGCCAAGCCUCGCACUCCCCCCUCGCCCACCUCCCCCUCCACUCACUCACUCCCCCCUCCUCCUCCCCUUCGUCUCUCCUCCCCCCUCUCUCCUCCCCCUUCCACCGCCUCUUCCCCCGCGCCUACCUCUCCCCCCACCGCCCCUACCUCUGCCUCGCCGCCCGCCUGGCCCACGUGCUCAGUGGCGUUGCCAAGUGGCGCGUACUCAUUCGCUAUCGCCGCAGCAGGGGAGGCAGGAGCAUAUGGGCAUGGAGAGCAGUGCCGGCUGGUGUGGUGAUGCAGGGAGGUGUGACUGUAUGGGUGGCGUUCGAUUUGGCGCCAGGGGGUAGGAGGGGCAAUGAUGGCACCAUUAGGGGGAGGAGUGAGGAAGAGGGGGAAGGGGAGGAGAGUGAGGGUGAGGGGAGGAGAGGGGAGGGAGGGGGCGUUAUGGGAGAACGGGAAGGGGAAGCUAUGGAGGUGAAGGUGCAGGGGUUGUGGUCAGGGCUUGGUGCCACUGCCAACACACCGCCCGUGUGGAUCACUCUCUUUCACACUCAUGGUUCUCACUGUGGCGCUGCUGCUCAUGGUGCUCCUGCUCAUGGUGCGGCUGGUGGUAUGGUGGAGGGACGGGAGUGGGUGGAGGAUGAAAUAUCCGAGGAUGAGGAGGGAGACGAGGAGGCGGGGCUGGAGAGGAAUGGAGGAGGGGGAGGGGCAGGGGCAGCAGGCGGGCAGUGGGAGCGCGUGCAGCAGUCGCACAUGACUGGCCUGUGCCUCUACUCAGGCCACGACUGGAGCCUCCUCUCCUCCUUCUUCCGCGAAACCAGCUCCUCUCCACCCACCACCGACACCACUCCGUCCACCUCCUCCUCCUCCUCCUCCACCGCGUCUCUUUGCGGGCUCGGGUGGGCGGGCGGGCAGCAGGGGAGAGGGGAUGACGGGGUGCACGGCGUGGUGUUCCUGCACGCUGUGCACGUGCUGCACUGCUUCCCUCUCCCGCUCCCACACACCACUCCCCUCUGCUCACCCAGACCCAACGCCACUGCCCCAUCCCUCUCCUCCUCCUCCCUCCCCUCUCCACCCUCUCCCUUCUUCUCCACCCACCCGUGCCCCUCACUCCAUGUCCUCAUCGACCUGUGGCUGCCUCUUCCUCUCCACCUCUCACUCGUGCCCUCUCAAGCCCAAGCCAUCGCUCUCCAUGCUCUCCUCUUCCUCUCCCCUGCCGCGCCUCCCAUUCGCCCCUCACAUGCCUGCUCGUUGCUCAAGUGGGAGGGGGACGGCUGGCUGCUGUCGCCAUCCCAUGGCAUGGAAGCACAUCUAAACACACAUGCAUGCACGCAUCUAUGCAGCCAUCCAUGCACAGCUGAAAGCACACUCACAUCCUCUUCACGGGACCAUGGCUCUGCUGCCCCUCCUCUCGUCGCUGUGCUUAGUGACGCCCUGGCUGACGUCACCAUCUUCUCAAGUCAAGGGUGUGUGUUGCUGGGGCGUGCGGCAGUGGAGGUGUGGGAGUCUGAGGGGCAGGAUGGAGAUGGCAGCAUGGCAUGGCGGCUGCUGUUUGUGCCUGAUGGCACGGAUGAGCCCCUCUCUGCUAAUGGCAUAACCAUUGAGUGGCGGGUGGGGAGGGGGAGGACAGGUCAGGGCAGGGUAAAGGGGGGUGAGGGAGAGGGUGGGGAGGUGAGAGGUGACCAAGAGGUCGCACAGGCAGCAGCAGCGGAUGGGAAGGGAGCAGGUAGUGGGGCGGGUGGUGGGGAGGAGGGAGGCUGUUGGCAUUUGGCUCUGCAUUUGUCACCAGAGGGUGCACAGAGUGUGUUUGACAGCCAUGCAUGUGACAAGCUGUUGAGCUGAUGAUGCUAUGGUGUGCUUUACAUACACCGCAUGCCAUGAAUGAAUAAAUGCUGCUGGCUGUUCAUGGGAGACGAGACGACCUUUUAGGCAUCCUGCUUUUUACUCCUGUACUGCCAAUAUCCUGCACCAUUCAGUUCAGUGGCAGUGGUAAGAGGAAUAACUUACGACUUUAUUCGGAACGUAUACGAAUUGAGGUACUGGGGAGUGGAGGAUGUGAUGUGACCCU